AUGCUCGCGAAAACGCAUCGCCUUACCCCGUGCCCCAGGCACCGCGACGCUGCUGGCUGCAUGAUGCUCUUCCCACGCCUCCCUGCGUACUUGACCGCUUCCAAUGAUGGGACGUUGAGAGUUUGGCGCGCCCCGACUCUCGAGCACGUGGCAACGUUGAGAGUCUGCAGCCGCGGCUUCGAGGUGAAUGCGACAGUGCUUCUCCCUCAGCCCCUUGGCAAGGUGGCGGUCGCGAGCUCCGACUGCCACGUCUCCUACUUUGACCUGCUGGACGACGACCGCUGUGGCUUGCACGGUCGAAUGCUCUGCCCAGCCAUUCCGAUCGCCUUGCACGGCUGGAGCCUCUCGGGCGGCCAGCUCUGCCUCGCAAUCGGCGAUGUCGCUGGCGUGGCGCGGCCGCUGCCCCUCGGCAAGGGAGUGCGCACGUUCUUGGUCACGUCGCUUGCCCCGGGCCGGCUGCGGUGCGCUUCUGGUGGGCUCGAGCGCAGCGUAAACGUGUGGAGUCUCGAGAAUGGCGAGCUCGUUGGUUGCCUCAUCGGCCAUCACACGUCUGUGACUCACCUCUGCCUGGCCCCAGCGAGGAAGAGCGGGGGCAGUGCCCCUCUCCACGAGCCAGAUUUGCUGAUUUCGCUCGACACGCAAGGCACCAUACGCACUUGGGACUUGGGGAUGCUCAUCCCCGUGCAAUGCAUAACUCAUCUUCACGGUGCGCCAGAGCGCCCCACCGCGCUGGUCUACGAUCCGCUCCAGGCUCUCCUUAUCACUGUGAGCAAGCGGCCAGUCGCGUGGGAUCGCCACGCCGACGAUUCCUUUGGUGUCGGCGAGUCGGGCGACGACGAGCUUGCAACCGGCGCCAGCCUGCCUCAGCUGACAUCCGCGAGAGCGAGGUGGCCAUCCCAGCCACAGUCACCAACGAGGAGCUGGUAG
Molecule: messenger RNA, 927 nt
Organism: Emiliania huxleyi CCMP1516
Lineage: Eukaryota; Haptophyta; Isochrysidales; Noelaerhabdaceae
Exons: 3
Coding region: 1-927 (308 amino acids)
Molecular function (GO): protein binding
Source: RefSeq, a predicted model, not a curated record